Vombatus ursinus (common wombat) is the source of this 628-nucleotide messenger RNA. RefSeq names its product ribonuclease P/MRP subunit p21 (gene RPP21). Gene Ontology annotation, biological process: tRNA processing. The transcript has 5 exons. Gene Ontology annotation, cellular component: nucleolar ribonuclease P complex. Bases 56 to 520 code for a protein of 154 amino acids. NCBI's taxonomy places the organism in Eukaryota, Metazoa, Chordata, Mammalia, Diprotodontia, Vombatidae. The record is from RefSeq and is a predicted model, not a curated record.
CGGCGGGGCGGGGCGGCAUUCGAGAAGGCCGGGGUGUAUCCGGGCUGCCGAGGUGAUGGCGGGGCAGGUGAAGGACAAGGAGGCUUUUCAGAGACUCAGCUUCCUGUACCAGGCUGCCCACUGCGUCUUAGCCCAGAAUCCCGAGAACCAGGCGCUGGCGAGGUUUUACUGCCACACGGAAAGAACCAUCGGCAAGCGGCUCGUCCUGCGACAGGACCCCUCGGUGAAGAGGACCCUCUGUCGCAGCUGCUCCUCCCUCCUCAUCCCCGGGCUGACCUGCACCCAGCGGCAGAGGCGGCGCCUAGGCCAGCGCUGGACAGUACAGACUUGUCUGACAUGCCGUCGAAGCCGCAGAUUUCUCAAUGAUCCCAGACACCAGCUCUGGGGGGACCGACCUGAAGCCCAGCUGGGGAACCAGGCGGACCCCAAAUUGACUAGAUCUGUAGCACACACAAGCCAUCCAGUCUCAGCCCAGCCUUCUGGGGAAAAAUUGCACCAUCAGGACCUCAAAAUACAGUGACUGAGAAGGGUAUCUUCUGCAAAGGCCUAGGAAACAUGAGCUGUCAUUCAGAUAAAAUAUUCAGUAAAGUAUUCAAAUAAAGUUUUGUCCUGCCUCUUUUUACCUGUG